AAAGAGGGAAGCUGAUGAAGUGAAAGCUUGGCUAUUACGAAGUAAAAAGGAGUCUCGGGCUCAGAAUAAUCUGUCAACCUGAAUGGUUUCUAUGGCGCCGCGUCAUUAAAUGGUGCAGAAGUGCAGCGGGAUCAUUACGCAACGUACCGCCUACCCUAAUUACAGACUGAAAAAUGUCGGAAAUUGUGGACACCGAGCUCCUGGUCAACUGCACCAUUCUCGCCGUCCGGCGAUUCGAGCUGAAUAGCAUUGUGAACACCACACUGCUGGGCAGCCUCAACAGAACCGAGGUGGUCAGUCUCCUGUCCAGCAUUAUCGACAACCGGGAUAAUCUCGAUAGCAUCAACGAGGCCAAAGACUUUUUAACCGAGUGCCUGUUUCCAUCGCCGACACGACCGUACGAGUUGCCAUGGGAGCAGAAAACGAUUUGGGCCAUUAUUUUCGGUCUGAUGAUGUUUGUGGCCAUCGCCGGCAAUGGUAUUGUUCUCUGGAUUGUAACAGGACAUCGCAGCAUGCGGACGGUCACAAAUUACUUCCUGCUGAACCUGAGCAUUGCCGACCUGCUGAUGUCGUCGCUGAACUGCGUCUUCAACUUUAUAUUCAUGCUGAAUUCGGAUUGGCCAUUCGGAUCGAUUUAUUGCACAAUCAACAAUUUCGUGGCCAACGUCACGGUCUCCACCUCCGUCUUCACGCUCGUGGCCAUCAGCUUCGAUAGAUACAUCGCCAUUGUGCAUCCGCUGAAGCGCCGCACGUCGCGUCGGAAGGUGCGCAUCAUCCUGGUCCUGAUCUGGGCACUCAGCUGUGUGUUGUCGGCGCCCUGUCUGCUCUACUCCAGCAUCAUGACCAAGCACUAUUACAAUGGAAAAUCGCGGACAGUUUGUUUCAUGAUGUGGCCGGAUGGCAGAUAUCCCACUUCGAUGGCGGAUUAUGCGUACAACCUGAUCAUCCUGAUACUGACCUACGGCAUUCCCAUGAUAGUGAUGCUCAUCUGCUAUUCCCUGAUGGGGCGAGUCCUUUGGGGCAGCCGAUCGAUCGGCGAGAACACGGAUCGCCAGAUGGAGUCGAUGAAGUCGAAGCGGAAGGUGGUGCGCAUGUUCAUCGCCAUCGUGUCCAUCUUCGCCAUCUGCUGGCUGCCGUACCACCUGUUCUUCAUCUACGCCUACCACAACAACCAGGUGGCAUCCACGAAGUACGUGCAGCACAUGUAUCUCGGUUUCUACUGGCUGGCCAUGUCCAAUGCCAUGGUCAAUCCGCUCAUCUACUACUGGAUGAACAAGAGGUUUCGGAUGUACUUCCAGCGUAUCAUCUGCUGCUGCUGCGUGAGCCUCACCCGCCACAGGUUCGACUCGCCGAAGAGCCGGCUGACCAACAAGAACAGCUCGCACCGGCACACAAGAGCGGAGAACAAAAGUCAGUGGAAGCGCAGCACCAUGGAGACCCAGAUCCAGCAGGCGCCGCUCACCAAUUCUGGGCGGGAUCAGAGGACCGCCCAGCCACUGAAGGCGGUGGACGGGCCCAGUCGCGUGGGCGUGGAGUGCAUCAUGGAACGGCCGGCGGACGGGAACAGUUCGCCGCUCUGCCUUUCGAUCAACAACAGUGUCGGCGAGCGGCAGCGCGUGAAAAUCAAAUACAUCUCCUGCGACGAGGACAAUAAUCCAGUGGAGCACACACCCAAACAACUGUGAUGCUGGCCCGAUUUGUCCUGCCACUCGAACGGAUUGUGAAUCCUCGCUCUGGCUCUUCGUUUCGCUGCGGGGGAAAUGCAAUUUGCCAUUGCUUACUCUAUUCUGUACAUACACCCACUCCCGCAAAACGAAGAAAAACGCAUGCAGAGCAGGGUGGGUCGAUUUUUGGCACAGAAAACAGAAAAUAAUUUAUUAUUCAAAAAACCCUAUAACAUUAAUAAAAUUACGUAUCAUUUGAGAAAUACAUUUCAAAAAUGUUAGCUCUUCUUGGUCUUAAAUGUUAUCAGUAACAAAGGGUUUUACUGAAUUAAUUUUCUGGAAUAAGUAGAUAAGCAAUUUUGUACUAAACCUUGUUAUAGGCAUUUAGUUAAUCAUUUAUAACCAUUUAUGUUUUAAUUUUUUUUUCCUCUUUAAUUUACUUGAGUCCAUGCGAAUCGAACCACCCUAAUGCAAAGUCGAAUUUCCGGUUGUCAAAAGAAAAUGCUUCAGCAAGAAAAAAUAAAUUUCCAAUAAAUAGAAUUUGUAUGUAUAUACGAUAUAUAAAAGGAUGUAUUGACACUUUAACCAUCGAAGAGCUGUAAGUUUUAACUGUUGUAAACAUCUAGGCUAA
This is a messenger RNA of Drosophila rhopaloa, 2295 nucleotides long. It is a transcript of the gene TkR86C, whose product is annotated as tachykinin-like peptides receptor 86C. NCBI's taxonomy places the organism in Eukaryota, Metazoa, Arthropoda, Insecta, Diptera, Drosophilidae. Gene Ontology annotation, biological process: G protein-coupled receptor signaling pathway. The record is from RefSeq and is a predicted model, not a curated record. Gene Ontology annotation, molecular function: tachykinin receptor activity. Gene Ontology annotation, cellular component: plasma membrane.